AGGGGCUGGGGCUGGGUAGGAGGGGAGGAAGAGGGGGGGCUGGGCAAGGGUGAACAAAUGCGGGAUUCGCGGGGCCUGCCGGCGCUGGUCCUGCUCUGCGCUGCCCUGAGCCGAGCUGCCCUGCUCAGCUUCCUGUGGGCGCCCGAGCUGACCGCCCUCUCUUUCCCCACGCAGAGCCGAGUAGAGCCGAGGAGAGCGGAGGAGGGAGGGGGGAAAAAAGCACGAGUUCGGAGCACGAGCGAGGCCUUCCCCGAUUUCACCUUCAAGCGCUGGACUUAGGAGCCUCCCGCCGCAACCAUUUAAUUUGGAAUGAUGGUGGACCUCAGUAUUUCAGCAUUCCAUUGAGAAACCCAGGUGCUGUGCUGUAAUGUCAGAGGACAGAGAGGACACGAUAGCAAAGAUGACGUCUCCACAUUCGCAAUCAGAUCCCCGAGCAAAGCGAGGACUGCUAUGAGCAGAAGAGAGGGUCUGAGCGGUGGAGGGAGGGCAGCCGAGAGGAGAGGAGGGGAGAGGAGUGAUCUGCGAGCGUUCACUCUCCCCCGGCAUGCAGGAGAGCAGAACAGGAGCUGUAUGAGUCUGUUUUCAUCUGGGAAGAAAGGUGGGAGUGUAUCUGAGGUGAAUGUUUACGCUUAAUAUUUAUCUCACCUCUCAUCAUUUAUUUGACCUGAAGCUUGCUGAGGCUGUCUACCAGGCUGCUGGACUCCAAAUACCAGGAUCAAAGACUGUCCUUUGGGGUGAGGUAGUAGGUUGUAUAGUUUGAGGGUCAUACCCUUCCUGUCAGAUAACUAUACAACUUACUGUCUUUCCUGAAGUGGCUGUAAUGUCAUCGUUCUGCAGAAAUGGGCCACCCUUCCUUUCAGCAGUACAAAUACACUUGAUAAAUAGUUUUAUUGAUACGACUUACAUGUUUAGCCAUUCUGGUCAGUUUGUUUCAUUUCUAAAAACGAAAGGUUGAUAUGAAAUGGUAUAAAAUUGUAGGACAUGAAAUGAAAUGUUGUGUGUCCAUAUAUUUUUGCAAACUGUCAGUAUAAAGGUGAGUGUAGUAAAGUGGAGUGCAGUGAAUACACUAUACAUUAAAUGUGAAUAUAUAUAUCAGGUAUUAUUUAAAUCUGGCCUCUGGUCGAUGUCAAAUGUAGACUUUAAUCCAAGGGCCAGGAUUUUCUAUCUUCUUCUCCAAACGCUGAAAGCAAUGAACCACCGUCUUUGUAUUAGUUCUUCCUGUCCUGAUGGCAACCAAUGAUGUUCGCACAGGGUGAGGUAGUAGGUUGUGUGGUUUCAGGGUAGUGAUUUUGCCCCAUCAGGAGAUAACUGUACAACCUACUGCCUUCCCUGGAGGGCAGCGAUACAGCGCCAGCCAACGCAACACAACAACAAGUUCAUCAGUUCAAUAGAAGGCAGGCAUACUUUCCAUUCUGGACGAUCCUUAAGAGAACUCCCAAAGCUACCUCACCUGGGAUGUCUGUGUACAGUAUGUGUGGGACAUUACUUCAGGUAGGACAGUCCAAAUUCCCUGUUACAGUUACAUUGCUGAACACGGAACACUCGAUUACAUUUUAUGCUCUGCUUAGCCUGUCUAAACGGAUUCUCUUACAUGUUCACUGUGGUAUGAAUAAAACAAUUGAUUGUUGCUUAAGACCUUGGUGUUGGCUCUUAUUUCCCUUUUGACCUUUGACCUUUGUGUUAUCGAUCCUAAUGGCCCUGGCCCCUCGUUCAGUCGGAGGCCUCCACAGUGGCUGAAGGAGUGAGUGAGAGAGAGAGAGAGAGAGAGAGAGAGAGAGAGAGAGAGAGAGAGAGAGAGAGAGAGAGCACUGAGACCGUGAAUAAAUAAAACAUGGGCUUCGCAGCGCAGGACAUGGCCAUUAGGCAAUGUUCACUGCAUGGCUACACAGCCUAUGGGACCUGAGAGGGCCAGACAAGAACACAGGGUUUCCAGGGUUUCCUGCACUACUGCCUCCUGUCCUGUCUGACAAGUGAUGCGUGCCUUCGGUGUGAAACAGGCCAUGGCUUCCGGAUCUCAGCUGACUAAGGACAAACAGCAAGUGUUAGCUUAGCAGUGGCUGUGAACCAGAGAAGGCCAAAGCUAUUUGACAAAAUUAUCUGAUGAGCUGACUUCAGCCCUGCAGAAUGCUAGGGGUUUAGAUACAGAAUGUCUCUUUGAUAGUUCUGUAUAUCUUACCUGUAUGAGGAGCAUGUGAAGGGCAAAAAUGCUAUUAAAAUUAUCUCUGUAGAUUGUUUCAGUUAUUUAGUCAGUGUGAAGUUUGAAAAGAACAAAGUUAAAGAGUGCAACGAACAAAAUACCUAUGGGGCAAAUAUUUUUUUUCGCUCUUCAUAUUCCUCUUUCCCAGUCACACAGUAUGGACGGUGUUUACCUUAUGAGAAACCCAUGCCACUUUUAUUGCCCUGGGACCAGUGUAUGAAACAUAGGUCUGCCAACAGAACUCCUCAUGGCAGAUCCUUCGCACUGUAAACUAUUGAAAAUCCUGUUUUAAUCACUGGCAAGAAGGAAGUGUUUUGGGCUUUUUUCUUUUUUUUUUGGCCAUAGCCAGACAUUUCACAUGCCUGUCUCAGCAGGGGCCAAAAUUCUUCUAAAUGUUGUGUAAUUCUGGGCAUUACAGGUCAAAGAGGACAAUGUAAUUAAGUGUGAUGAAAAAUGGGUCAGGGGAGUCACAUAAUCAAGGCAGCAGCCAUGUCAUGCUAAUCUAUUUAUUACAGAAGCUUGAUACCAACAGAAUCUGCUCUCUGAUCUGAGCACAGAUUAGCAUUGCACGCUAUUAGCCGUAAUAUUUUUCUUCCACGACCCACACAAAGAGACUAGUGUGGGACCUGUUGUUGGUGGCAGUGUUGUUGUAGAAUGUUAAAUGUGAGAUUACAGGCUGUUCUGUUAGCGAUCCUCCUGUGCCUCAAGCGGAGUUAAAAACACCACUCACUUGCUGAAGAUUAGUUGAGUUGCUAUGGUUCUGAUGCUCCCCCCAAACACCCAGCACUUGAAUUGACGUGGACCUUGGCCCUGUGGACGGGGGCGGUUGAGUGGAAUACUAAAACUGGCAAGACAAUGGCGCUGUGUUUGGCUUGUCACAGGGAACGAGUCUCACGCUUUUGUAGUCUGUCUCACUGCAAGAGGUAGUUCCUCCCCCAGGCAACGGUUUCUCAUGAAGGGGAGGUGAGCACCACCUAGUGGCUGUCUGCUGCUACUGUUGUGGUUAGAAAGAGGAGGAUUUAGUUUGACGCCAAAUUCACUGCAGUUUAUUUAGAGGGGUAAAAGUGGAAGAAAAAAAAGAUGAAUUUAGAUCAGAAUGGCUAUGUAAAAUGUGUGUGUGUGUGUGCGCGCAGAGAGAGAGAGAGAGAGAGAGAGAGAACUCUUAUACUUCAGAACAUAAUUGGUCAAGUGGAAGAAUAGAUUUUCUUGAGUCAUGGUGUUUAAAGCCAUAUUUAGCACUUGAAGGAAAUGUCUUUCCUAAAAACCUACAAUUAUUGUGGCCCAAAGAGAAUGCCUGACCUUGCCUUCCACCAGAACCUUACUGGAAGCUGACCAUCUGGGUUUCAGACUUCAGAUUAUGACAAUGUAACAUGGUCAGUCUAAACCACUAUCUGUCAGUACUCACUACUAUCUAGCUAUCACUACUCCAGGGUAUGGUACGGUAAUACUAGGUGGGCAAUGGCAGGUUUGCAUAUUUUUGUCACCACCGCUAUAAACUGGAGUUGACUAAAGCACAAUGAAUAACAUUGCCCUUCCUGAACUGCUAAUUGCACCAACAAAGUGGCAACCAAGUUUCAAUUAGAAGAAAAACAGAAUGGACAGGAUGUGAACAACAGCACAUUUUUGUGGCAUUAGUCUUCUCACGUACCCUCAUGUAGUUUUCAAGAAGAUUCUUCCACCUGAAAACUAUAGUUGGGCAAAAAAUAUGAAAGAAACUAAAAAAAAAAAACACACACAAUUGGAGCAAAAACAAAUUGCAGUUGUGACUUGAAGAAUAUAGAUUACUGUGUGAACCUACUUAUGUGUGCAGCGCCUUUAGAAACCCAAAUGAUGCUUAGAGAGACACAUCUUGGUAUGUUAUCUGAUACGUGGGCUUUUCCAAGGAAGAAUGAUAUCCCUUGCAGAUCCAUACUUCCUUGUGUUAUAAAUGAACAUAAUAUGAAAUUCACGCAUUCCUGGUAGAUUGUGAUGUUUCACUAGACUAAUGAACUUUCAGUCUUUUAUUUGGUGGUUUGCAAAUCUGGCCUGCCUGCCAUGGCCUGAGCACGGACCAACUGCUCUCUUGAACAAUAUUCAGGGCUCGCCUCCCUUUCUCCUCCUUGUCUGUGGUGCUCCCGUUGUGAUGUAUUCAUCCCUAUGGGCAUACAUUUCACUUAGAUUUACAAAAUGAAGAAACAUCAUUUCAGCAUAAAAGUUUAUGGCUAUUUUUUGGCUCAGACAGUACCAGUGAGGACAUGUGCAGGAUUUUGCACAAAUUGUGAAAUGUGGCGAUGUCCCCGAUUGAGCCCUCUCUCUCUCCCUCUCUCUCCGGCGUAUGCUGACUACAGCACAAGAGCGGUCCAGAUUUCUGUCCGCCUCAGAGGAGGCUGUUGCAAUGGUCCACUGUCCAGAUAUGCUUCUGCUCGCUGACAAUGCUCUUGACAUGGCUCCAGGGAAUGCAGAGCACACAGCCGAUCACGACCCUGUCAUGGGGUGCGUGUGGCUGUGAUGGAAAAGGGACAUGGCUGGCUUGGUCCUCUAGAUGUCUGGGCCUGCUCCCAGAAUCUGCAGAAACAAACCAGCCAUCUUUCAGUGGCCUUGUAUGUACACCCAGGCAACAACAGAGGCUGGAGUGGAGUGUGAUGGUGACUGGCUACCUAUGUUUGCUACCUAGCUUUGUCAGAUGUAUUGGUCAUGAGCGGUAAGAGCGUUGGUUAAUGCAAUCACUAAAAUUCAUAUGAAUAUAAAAGAUGACAAAUGCACAUGGACAUAAAAGGUGAUUUCUAACUUUGUAUAUCAUGAAAAAAAUAAAAGUACAGACUGACAUCGGCCUAUGUUCAAGGAUUUAUUCAUUUAAUGAAAGACACUAGAACUAAUCUUUUUCAUUCUUAAACCCAAACAACACCCUGUGUCAUUAAAUGCUUUCACAAAUGAUGGAUUCAAUUGAGCUUGCCUGUUUGAGAUUUAAAUGUUGUUUCAAGAUAUUGCAUUGGGAGGUGAAUGAUAAUCUGUUGACAACUCCCCGUGGAAACGUUUGGCACAUCUACGUGAACAAUGUAUAUUUUGAAACAAUCUGGUCUAUGCACUAAUGUUAGUUCCCCAUUGCGAAUUUAUCAUAUUAAAAGACCGAAGAAAAACGGUUGCUGUCAUUACAAUGUUAGGGGGCGUCCUGCUCUAGGGAAAGAAGACGCGUUUCUAUUCGCUGAAACUAUAGGUGUGUCAGGGGGUGUGGGUUUUCCUCUGUCAUUCAUGACGCCAUAUCCGGCGUUGGGCAGCGCGGCUGCUGUCUUGCUGCGGCUGUAGAGGGAGUUUGACAGCAGCUGUGCUGUUGGGGACAAACAAGGACGUGUGUUAGGGGACUAUUUUUUAACCUCCUUGUUCCCCCACCCCCUGGUCACAGUUUGACAGUCUCAUAGGCUGACGAGUUCCUCGGCGAUAUGGCAGCUUUGGUCUGGACUGUUCAAUGCAAGUCUGAUGAGUGAGUCAGUUGCUUGCUCUGUCCGCCAUCAUGGUAGACAUGGAGAGCCACUACAGCCCCCCCUCCCCCUUGGAGGAGUCUGUGCUGGGCAGCCCGUUGUGUGGGGACUUCAUUGGCAGCAUGGAGGACCUGCAGGACAUCUCCCAGUCCAUUGACGACGACGCCCUCAGCUCCUUCGGCGUGCCCGAGUACCAGUCCUCCAGCCUGGGCUCCGGCUCAGAGAGCUCCACCAUGCUGGACGCCCUGACCCCAGCAUCCAGUCCGUCCUCAGGUGUGUAUGGAGCGGUCCCCGGGCAAGAGGAGUUCUCCUCCACCUCCCUGAACCUGGAGUGUCGUGUGUGUGCCGACCGCGCCUCAGGAUACCACUACGGCGUGCACGCCUGUGAGGGCUGCAAGGGUUUCUUCAGGAGAACCAUUCGCCUCAAGCUGGAGUAUGAAAAGUGUGAACGGCACUGCAAGAUCCAAAAGAAGAACCGAAACAAGUGCCAAUACUGCCGCUUCCAGAAGUGCCUGUCUGUGGGCAUGUCCCACAAUGCUAUCCGCUUUGGUCGGAUGCCUCAGUCGGAGAAGCUGAAGCUAAAGGCGGAGAUCCUGACAGGGGAAAGAGAGGUUGAGGACCCCCAGAUAGCCGACCAGAAGACCCUGGCCAAGCAGAUCUACGAGGCCUACCUGAAGAACUUCAACAUGAACAAGUCCAAAGCAAGAACCAUUCUCACGGGCAAGACCAGCACACCGCCCUUUGUCAUCCACGACAUGGACACACUGCAGCUGGCCGAAAAGACUCUGGUGGCCAAAAUGGUGGGCACGUCCACGGCCAGCCUGCAGAACAAGGACGCAGAGGUGCGCAUCUUCCACUGCUGCCAGUGCACCUCGGUGGAGACCGUCACCGAGCUGACGGAGUUCGCCAAGUGCGUGCCGGGCUUCUCCAGCCUGGACCUGAAUGACCAGGUGACGCUGCUCAAGUACGGCGUGUACGAGGCGCUCUUCGCCAUGCUGGCCUCCUGCAUGAACAAGGAUGGGCUGCUGGUGGCCUACGGCAGCGGCUUCAUCACGCGCGAGUUCCUGAAGAGCCUGCGCCGGCCCUUCAGCGAGAUGAUGGAGCCCAAGUUCCAAUUCGCCAUGAAGUUCAACGCUCUGGAGCUGGACGACAGCGACCUGGCUCUGUUUGUGGCUGCAAUCAUCUGCUGCGGAGAUCGGCCAGGCCUGGUGAACGUGCCGCACAUAGAGUACAUGCAGGAGAACAUCGUGCACGUGCUGCGGCUCCACCUGCUGGCCAACCACCCGGACGACACCUUCCUCUUCCCCAAGCUGCUGCAAAAGCUGGCCGACCUGCGGCAGCUGGUGACGGAGCACGCACAGCUGGUGCAGGAGAUCAAGAAGACGGAGGAAACCUCUCUGCACCCGCUCCUGCAGGAGAUCUACAGGGACAUGUACUGAGGUGCCGGGCAAAGUCAAGUCAAGCUAAACAGACCCCACCACCACCACCCUUCCCCUGUAUCAUCUCCUCGAGCGGACUCGCACUGUGAUAGUUCAAGCACGUGUGUGUGUGAGAGAGAGAGAGAGAGUGUGUGUGUGUAUGUGUGUGUGUGUGUGUGUGUGGUCACCUACUGAAACACUGUGCUGAGGAGACAAUGGGCCCAGUCUGUGGGCCCCUGUGGAAGGGAGCUGCUAAAUGUACUGAUGAUGAGGGAUGCAGACAUGAACGGACCCUGUCAGUGUAAGCGGUUCUUUGUCACGGCUCCAGAGGAUCUGAGGUCACUUAGGGUCCGCCAACCUCACAGGCGUCUGAAGGGGAAUGCCAAGGUCAGAGCAACAGCAGCUACGAGUGACACUGGGUGGUGGUGGUGGUGGUGGUGGGGGUUGAUUGAUGUAGGCAAUUAGGCCUCAGUGCAGGGCCUUGUCUGUCAUACUUUCAGAAACACUAUCCCUUGGCUAACUCAAGUUCUAUGGUUUUGACAUUAAUCGAAGCACUAGAGACCGUGUAGGAGCUGGACUUGCUGGCAGUCUCCCCCUCGACAAGCAAUAUCUCCCUACAUAGUGUAUUACAAAGACCAGGACAUUGACGGUCAGAGAAAUGACACCCUUAGAUUUACAGCAGUGACACCCAAGUGACUUCAGCGUAGACCUUCGCCAUCCGAUGCAACUGACUGUGUAUAAUAAUACUCAGGCCCGGGCAGUUCGCUCCCCACCGUUUGGGGAGUGCUUUGUCAUCCAGUCACUGACUAGCACACCCCUCCACCACUGAAUUGCUUAGCGAAAUAUAAUGUCAACCGAUGUACUGUCAAAGCCACCUCUGUCUCUUUGCCUGGUCUUAGUAUCAGGCAAGGUCAUGACUCAAAAUGUGGUUUUACCGUCAGUCUCUGUCCAGUGCUUUUAUUUUUUCAUCAUGGUUUGCCUGUUUGAACAACUGCAGUCUCAAUGUGUUGUGUACCACCAUUUUUUUUUGCUUUAAAACUUGAUUUGACAUGAAGUGCUUAGAGUAAAGAAAGUCCCCAGACACUCCUUUCAAAUCUUCCAGGACUUUUCCUUGCCUGGACUUUGUCCAGCGCAGGCUGAAGGACUUGUUAUGCUUACCACAGUAAUAUUAUUCCCCGAUUUCAAGUUUUUUUUUUGCUUUUUAUUUUUUUACAGUCUGAAUGCGUUACCAGCCACUUUCAUUAUUCAUUUGACUUUUUUUAUUGGCAAUACUGUCAAUGCCAUAGAAACAUUCACAAAGAAUAUGUAUAUAUUAUGAACCUGAUGAUGUUUAUGAUAAUGAUUAGUAUCAUAAACACAUAUUAAUUCUGAUUUUAAUUAAUUAAUAGUAUGAAAGUGGAUGAUAUCCCAGAGCUUUUAUUCACCUCCCAAAAUACCUUCUGAAUACCUAAACUAUGAACUAUAGAUUUUAUGGUCUUAAUCUGCACCAGCAAAUGAUAUAAUUGUGUCCCCAUCUGUAUUAGGGGUGUUUAGAGUUUGAACUUGACAUCUCUGUAGUGAUCAUUUCAUUGUUCUGUGAAAGCUCUGGGGGAGUCAGUGCACACACACACCCUCUGAGCUCAAGGCUUGUUGACAGGCUGGCUAUCUUGAAAUAUUGCUCAGUUGUGAUUGAACUCCAGCAGGUCCUAAUCUUACUCUGUCGUGUCCUGUGACUUUGUCCCCCUGGCAUUGAAGCCUAAUGGAAACAUGGCACGUCGGAGGCAUGCUAUUCACGUGCAUAAGCUCAACUCGGGUUCCUUUACAAGGGACUUUCCCCUCGUUUAUGGCUCUAUGAUGUGAGGCGUGUUACAGAUUCCCCACCGGCACGAUUUAACCGAGCUAAAAUGUGCCGUACUGCACCAAAUUCUUUUUUUUAUGUGUUUUUUUUUUUUUUUUUUAGGGGGUUCACAAUUACCGUCUCAAAUUUAAGUGCUUGUGAAACAUUCAUGUCAGAACGUGUGUGUAGAUGUGGAUUCUCUCCGACGACAACAACAACAUCAGUCUGAUUGGAAGAUAAGUAAUCCUACAGAAUGAAGGUUAUGAUCCCGUCCACAAGAGGAGGCCAGGGUAAUGAUCCUGUCCACAAGAAAACUUUGUUUCACUGCAGUAACCACAAAAUGGGUACGCACCCAGUCGGUUUUCUGGGGUUACAUUCACCAGAGUAAGGUCAUUUUCUUGUUCAGGCAGUGGUGGUUUGCAACACUAUCAUAACAUCACAUGAGACAAAUGAGAGUGACUGAGCCAACAUGACUGAACAGCACAUAGGGUCAUGGAGUACAUGCAAUACUAUUAAUACCUCACUUUUUGGAUGCCUUCUGACAAAGCAAAUGUUUGACACUCCAGCUUUAGGUUCUUUCUUCAGAGCAAAUAAAGUGUAUUUAGUGUUUAAGGGCUAAAUUUAAAACAAACGGAAAGCUAUCUUCAAGGUUAAAACAGGUUAAGGCUGUUGUUUUGCUCUCUCUCUGUCUCUUAUUGAUCUCUCUAUCUCUCUCUCUCUGUCUCUCUUUCUCUACUUCUGUUAAAUUCUUCAAUACUCCUUCUCUAUCAGUCUCUCCCGUCCCUCCCUCCCUCUCUCUCUUUCUGGCCUCUGUUUGUGUCACACACUCUUAGCCAUAGUGCCUCUGGGCUGCAGCGCUGAGUCCUCCUAUCUGACUGGUUAAAGAGUUAAGGUUUCACUGGUGAGGCUGUGAUCUUCAGUUGUCUCCACAUGUACAGUAGAGUCUUGACUUUUUUAAGACCAGGCUUAAGAGGUGCACUCCAGCCAUGCUUUCCUCCUGAUUCCCUAAAAUGUGGAUCUAUAAUUUUGAUUGUGUGUGUGUGUGUGUGUGUGCUUAGAGUCUGAUAUGUUACUAUAGAGGCUAUGGUAAUACAAAGUGUGUGGGACACAUAAGAAAAUGAGUAAUCACUUGAUCAGUUAAUGAGGAGGGAGGAGAGGAGGAGAUGUGAAGGUAUGAAUUACAUUUUUUUUUUAAAGCAUUUGUUGUCAAAAUCUACAUACUAGCUCAAAAUUCAACAAUUUGCAUCCAUGUGUUGCACCAUAGAACGCCGCUGUUAAACACUGAAAUGAAAGGAAAUUUAAAAAAAUUCUCUUUUGACUGGAGUGCGCCUUUUAAAAGCUGAAUAAUAUGCUGAAUAUCGGGUUUGACCAAUGGGCUUUAGACAUUUUCUUUCAAGUAUGCAUACAAAUGUAGGUUAUAUCUGGGCCUGAUAAUCCUCACUGAGAGGUCACCUGCCUCCAACACCAGCUAACAGUCAGGAAUAAUGAAUGAUCAUGAUAUUUUUCAAGGCAUUAUCACUUUUGCAUGUUGCUGUUGAAAUGUAUGGGUGAAUGUGGUCUGAGGAUUUUUUUUUACUUCAAGUCAUUUAGUCAAUAACUGAUUAGUUCGGCCUGUCCGUUAGUUUCAUCUUGUCAGCACCACAUUCGCCAUAACUCUUACAAAGCCACUUUGAUGGGAGAAUGUACAUUAUCUGACCUGGCUGCGCUCACAAACAUGUUUUUAUAGGUGGGAAAAGAGCUUGCUUUGUAGCCCUGUACAUGUAUUAUGAGGUAAAUAUGAAUAAUGUGUUGCCCUCUUUAAUCUGUGGUAUGCUAUGGCGCUACUGACAAUGCAGUAUGUCUCUCUUUUAUUGUCUGUCCUUUCCUCUUUCUUUCUGUAUGCAAGAUAUUUUCAUUGUUUAUGACUGUACAAACAUUUAGCUAUGUCUUGUUUUUGUCACUUUAUGCAUAAUUUUGUGAUUGUGCUGUUAAUUGAGUUGAAUCAUAUUUUUAUACUAAAGCUAAAAAAUAUAUAUAAAUAUAUCAUUUGUUUUGAUUAUCCGAGAUGUUAGCGCAGUGUACAUAGAAUCAUGGUUAACUCUGUAACAGAUUGUAUUACUUUAGAAUUGAAUUGGCAUGAGGACAUUCCUUUUGUGAUUUCCACAUUGUAGAGGAGGGAUAAAGCCAUGUGCUCUGUGCCUGGAGGCUCUUACCUUGAUGUACAUCACAGACACACCUUCAUAGCUGCCAUUAAUACUUGACCUGGAGACAGUCACACCUAGUGAACAUGUCAAGUUAAACAUUUUCUUCGUUAUCUGAAACAAACAGGUCUGUCUCGGGCUAUCUAAGUCCCCUCACAGGGCAUAGCGGCCUUUGUGUCUGCUGUGGUCUCAGGUAAAAGAUUGUGUCGUGAAGGGGAUGGUUCAUGCCUAAAUUACCACUGAGAUUACUGACCAUAACUGCCAUGUCGAGCCAGAUGGUUCUCAUCUCUCUGGGUGCUCUCUAAUAGAUCAGUCUGCUUGCAUACACAUUGUAUUCGGUCCUAAACCUGGCCCUGAUCUAGAAGAUUCCUGAAACAAGAAACAGUAGUGUAGUAGUAGAGUAUCGAGGAAUGCAUUUUAUAAUUUCCCCCCCCCCAAAUGGUGCAUGCUAUUGAAACUCAUUCAUUUCCAGAUAUCAGAAGCCUCCACUGAAUGCAGUACAAAUGAAGCUCUCCAGCUCAUGUGAGAUUCAACACAACCUGUGCCUUAACAGUCUCCCUUACCAGUAAGAAGGCACAAGGAUGGAUUCUGAUCAAUAAAACAAGAACCGCAAGAACAUUUGUACAAAAGACAGAAAUAUUACUACAAUGUUUAUAUCUCAGUGAAAUACUGACUCUGCAGCCUGAAGUGAUCAAAGUUAGAGGGUCAUACCCACAUAUUUUCCAGUGCAAAGGCAUGCACAGUUGUUUGAAUACAUUGAGCCCAAAUCCAGGGAGCAGUCCGUUUGCAUUUAGAAUAGCAGGCUAUAUUUCAAGAAUUUAGAAGGGAUUGUAAUUGAUAUCAGGGAAUAGAUACCAGUCUUCCCUAUUUUGCACUAGCUCAGGUCACAUUGAGGUACUGUUUUACCUUUGAUGUAUUCAUGCUGACUUGUAGUCAAGCAAUGUUUUAUUUCCUGAAUGAUCCCUUAUAUUGUUUCUUUAUAUCCCCUUUUCAGGUUGGGUGGUUUUCUAGCUAGUGUCAUGUUUGAACUACUGCACAGUUAGUGUAACGUUCAUAUGGUUUAAUACAAUAAAUGUUUGGCAAAUGUAAUGUCUAGUCAUGUAAACCAUAAAUAAUCUGACCUUAACUGGAUUUCAAAAUAAAAUAUCCAAACUAUCAA
Clupea harengus (Atlantic herring) is the source of this 12225-nucleotide messenger RNA. It is a transcript of the gene pparab, whose product is annotated as peroxisome proliferator-activated receptor alpha b. Gene Ontology annotation, biological process: cell differentiation; negative regulation of transcription by RNA polymerase II; negative regulation of cholesterol storage. Bases 5685 to 7091 code for a protein of 468 amino acids. The transcript has 10 exons. Gene Ontology annotation, cellular component: nucleus. Gene Ontology annotation, molecular function: nuclear receptor activity; RNA polymerase II cis-regulatory region sequence-specific DNA binding; DNA-binding transcription repressor activity, RNA polymerase II-specific. Lineage: Eukaryota; Metazoa; Chordata; Actinopteri; Clupeiformes; Clupeidae. The record is from RefSeq and is a predicted model, not a curated record.